CUCUCAUCACAGGCUUUAUUAGAGGAGGAUAGAGCUGGUUGACCAUUCAGAAGGUGCAUUUAGGGCUUUAACAUACAGACAUUAUGCUUAAGGAGGCAUUGUUGGGUCUCCUUGUAGGAGCAGUGGUUUUUACUAUAGGGAUUCUGCUGGGACACUUCGCCAUUGACAAGGGCAGUUCGGUGCCAGAGUGGGUCCGGGAUGCAUAUCGUGAUGUGGAUGAAAGUAUCAUUGAGAAAUUCCUUGCAGAACUGGACACCAAUGAAAUUAAAGAAAACCUCAGGGAGCUGACUAAGGUUCCCCACAUGGCCACCACCCCUGGAGAUGAAGCAACCGUAGAGUUUAUGCUGAAGAGAUGGAAAGACCCCACAUCAGGCUUGGACAAUGCAUGGAGAGAGGACUACAAAGUGUAUCUGUCAUUCCCUAACAAAACAAAGCCCAACAAAGUCUCUGUUGUCAAUCCAGAAAACACAGUCCUGUUUACUGCAAGAGAGAGAGAGAAAACAUACUUACCAGAACAGGACGACCCAGAGGUGGUCCAGCCGUACGCAGCAUAUUCCCCUGCAGGAAAUGUCAAGGGAAAACUUGUCUAUGCAAACCAAGGUAAAAUGAGUGACUUCGAGCUGUUGAACACAACACUGGAUCUGAGGGGAGCCAUCGCCAUCAUCAGAUACGGAGGAGAAGGGAGAUCGGAAAAAGCUAUAAAUGCAGCCAAGUUCGGCAUUGUUGGGGUGCUGGUCUAUACUGACCCAUUUGACAUUAAUGAUGGACUGGUGUCGGAAAGUGAAACUUACCCUCACUCCUGGUAUAUGCCACCCUCUGGCGUCGAGCGAGGCGCAUACAACAUUGACUUUGGAGACUUGUUAACACCUUACCUAGCUGCAAAAGAUGAUACAUACAGAAGACCAAAAGAAGAGAUAACAGGUAUUCCACCAAUUCCAGCACAGCCAAUAGGGUUUGAGGAUGCUGAAAGCUUAAUCUGCGAGCUUGAUGGGGACGAUGCCCCUAAAGAAUGGCAAGGCUCACUUAACUGCACAUACAAACUUGGUGGGCCAGGGUUCAAAUCCACGUCUCUCUUAAACAACAGCAAUGUACACAUGGACAUUUACAACACAGAGAGGCUGGAAAAUUCAGCGAAUGUCAUGGGAAUAAUCAGAGGCAGUGUGGAGCCAGACAGGUAUGUGAUCUAUGGGAACCACAGGGACAGCUGGGUGCACGGAGCCAUCGACCCCAGCAGCGGCACAGCAGUGAUGCUAGAGAUCACCAGAGUCCUGGGGAAGAUGGUGAAGGAAGGGAGAUGGCGACCUCGGCGGUCCAUUAUCUUUGGCAGUUGGGGAGCCGAAGAAUUUGGUCUCAUUGGAUCUGCAGAAUACACAGAGGAGUACUUCAGUAAGCUGAGUGAACGUGCUGUGGCGUACAUCAACGUGGACAUCGCAGUGUUUGCCAAUGCCACUCUCAGAGCUUCUGCUUCUCCAGCAGCACAGAGUGUGCUUUUUACAGCCUCCAAACAGGUAAAUGCACCUGGAACAACCACAUCAGUCUAUGAGAACUGGAUCAAAUAUUUCAACAGAACCAGUCCAAAUUAUGGGGUUAUACCAAAUUUGGGCUUCUUGACAGGAGCAGGAAGUGAUUACGCUGCUUUUAUGCACUACCUUGGAAUAACUUCUAUGGACUUUUCCUAUUACUAUGACCGGAGUAAAACAAGAGCGCGCAUCUACCCAGCCUACCACACGGCCUAUGACACCUUUGACUAUGCGUCUAGGUUCAUUGAUCCAGGUUUCACAAGUCACCAGGCAGUAGCCAGGACAGCAGGGAAUGUGCUGGUGCGAUUGGCUGACAGUCUUCUGUUGCCUUUUAACUGCAGUGAUUAUGCAGAAAGUCUGGAGCUGUACCUCAGUCAGGCGGUCACAGCCUUUGAGGAAAAACUUGCGGCUAAGGCAAUCUCUAUGGAAUCCUUGAAGAAAGCUGUGCAAUUAUUCCGAGAGACAGCCACCAAACUGGAUCGUUUGAUCGGGGAUUCAGAUCUCGCAAAAGAAACGCCUCUGAAGGCUCGCAGAAUUAAUGACCAGCUCAUGCUGCUGGACAGGGCUUUCCUUGACCCGUUAGCGUUCCCAGAACAAUAUGGUUUCAGGCACGUGAUAUGGGCGUCGAGGUCAUCGAGUGUGCCCACCUUCCCCGGCCUGGCAGAUGCAGUAGAGAAGGCUGAGAGCACUGACCUGAAGGAAGACUGGGAUCAGGCUCACAAACACUUAUCCAUCGUCACACAGGCCAUCGCAGGAGCCGCACACACACUGGAUGAUGUGAUUUAAUGCACACUGAACUUCUUGAGAGAGGGAGAAAUAUUAAACAGCAGAUUCCUCUGAAACAAAAAAUUGUUUUCUGAUGAAAAGUCGUUUGACAAGUUAUUUGUAGUAAAUACUUUGCCUGAAAUGAAAGCUGUAAGUUCUUUGUGUAUUAAAAGGAUAGUUUACCAACAUUUUUACUCACCCACAUGCUAUCCAGGAUCUGCAUGACUUACUUUCUAUGAAAGAACAUUUUCAAACAGCUGUUUUUAUCCAUACACUGAACACCAAUGUCCAAUUAACAGCAGGUAUUUUGUGCAACGAAAAAUGAAGAGGAAAAGAAACAAAAGCAGACAGAAUGCACUCUUUUCAGGCAUGAUUUAUUGAAAACACACCAAAAUGAUACUCUACAAACCUGGAUUUUUCUUUAACAAGAGCAAUUCUCUCUUCUGGGUAUUAGUAAAAUUAACAAUACAUUCGGUCACUGUGGCAUUGUUCUUGAGUGCUAGGAAAGCAUUAACAACUAUAUAAUCAAACCUUUUUAUGUCUCUAUCUUUUAAAAGUUUAUAAUACAAUGUAAUACAAGGCAAAACCCACCACCAGUCUAGACUACAUUGAGAACACAGAGUGAGUGAAAGUGGGAGGAGCCAGAGGGAGGAGGUGUGUGUGUGUGUGUGUGUAACAGAGACAGAGAGAGAAAGAGCAGUCAGGGACCAAUAAAACAUAUAAAACACACUUAUCUUUUUCAUCUAACAUGGAAAAAGGUUAAGGCACAUGAUAGUUACAAACACAUUUGCUACCAAGUUGUACACAAUUACUGAAUUUUGAUGCUCUGAAUUAAUGAUAUCUACAAUAGUUUCUCUUAAAUCCAUUUCAACAUCCGUUGUUCUAGAAAUAUACAAUCUGAUGCAAAUUCACACUCCGGGAACCUCUCGUACUACAUGGUACCAAAAUCCUUUGGU
Messenger RNA from Pimephales promelas (fathead minnow), 3241 nucleotides. It is a transcript of the gene naaladl1, whose product is annotated as N-acetylated alpha-linked acidic dipeptidase like 1. NCBI's taxonomy places the organism in Eukaryota, Metazoa, Chordata, Actinopteri, Cypriniformes, Leuciscidae. The record is from RefSeq and is a predicted model, not a curated record. Gene Ontology annotation, molecular function: carboxypeptidase activity.